This is a messenger RNA of Trichoplusia ni (cabbage looper), 5509 nucleotides long. RefSeq names its product nuclear pore complex protein Nup153. Gene Ontology annotation, molecular function: structural constituent of nuclear pore. Gene Ontology annotation, biological process: protein import into nucleus; RNA export from nucleus. The record is from RefSeq and is a predicted model, not a curated record. Gene Ontology annotation, cellular component: nuclear pore. Bases 326 to 4426 code for a protein of 1366 amino acids. Lineage: Eukaryota; Metazoa; Arthropoda; Insecta; Lepidoptera; Noctuidae. The transcript is spliced from 7 exons.
UCAAAUUUUUGGAUCAUUGCAACAUUGUGCGCUGUGCGUUAACGACGAUAAUACGGAUUUUCAAUUUUACAAAUAUCUCGUGAUCCGUAAAUUCCCUAAUAGUUUAGUUUGAUAGUAAUUUUUGGAUGUAUCCAUUUUUGCAUAAUUGAAUUCUUAGAUAUUUAAACAAUUUAUAGUGCUCGCGCCUCCCUCCAAGUGUUUCUUUGACACAUUUAACAGACGCCAUGUUUGUCACGUUUUUGCCAGUUGUGAAUUAGCUAAAGAUUGAAUUUGCAGUAGCGUUAUUGCUUUUAAAUAUUGUUCAGUGAUCUAAAUCGAAUCCAAAAUGAGUUCAGUUUACACAAAAAACAAGGAAAAGCGGCCACGUUCUUCUUCAAACGAAGCUAACAACUCUUCAUUUGUGAAGAAUGUUACAUCCAGGGUUUCAGGCUUAUUGCCCUCCACAAUAACAAAGUGGUUCAGUAGCCCAAGCUCAUCAAAUGCCAAUGGCUCUGCGCAGAUGGCAGAUGCAACGGAUUCUUCCACUGAAGAUGAAGCCUGUGAGACUCCAGUAAUAACACAGCCACCAGCGAAGCGCAUGCGAUACAGCUCACCGGGAACCUCCUACAACCACUAUGGGUCCCAGGAAGCUCAUUGCUCCACAAGUAACAUGGAUAUAUCUGAUCACCCGUAUAGCUCUUACAGCUCUCACCCUCAUUACCCUCAAACGAGCCGAAGCACAUUCCCAAGCUUCCGCUCCUCAAAUGAGGAUAUUUCAAAGGAAAGACUUGACAGGGAAGCCAAAAUGUUCCAAACUCAACACACUGUUGCUGGCAUAGGUCAAUCAAUUGCCAAUAAAAGGAAAUCAAUCUUUGAAUCAACUUCCAACCAAGAUGAGGACUCCAACAAUUACCCAAAACCAUCAGCAAAUUCAAGUCGUCAAAAUGAGCCAAAACAGCCUAACUUCAAACCUAGUUUACUUGGUUCACCAUUCUACCCAGGGAGAACUAUGUAUGGGGGAGCGGCAUCAUCCUAUAUAAAUCAGCCCAAUAUAACGCAGCACAGAGUGGCAGUAGUAAAUGAGUCUAAAAUCAAUGAAGACAUUGCCAUGAGUAGCUCUGCCAGGCGGAUUUUAGAAAUAUUAGAAAGCUCUUCCCCACUUACUGAGGCAAGGAGAAUACCAGUGUACACAAGACCUAAGAAUGACAGGUUCUUCAAGCCUGCCGAUCAAUCGCUUUCCGGAAACCGCAGUUACUCGUACAAAACUCAAGAACUCCAUGUGCCAAACUACGCGUCAAUACUGCGUUUGAAAAAGAAGUCACGGCUCAUGGACACCACGAAUGCGGCGCGCCAAAUAAUUGCUUCCCAAAGCAGUACUUCUAACUAUCCUAGUUAUCCUUCUUCAACGAGACGGAGCGAAACAGAAAAUGAACAAUCUCACAAAUUGACAACAAAAAUGAAAACCAAGAUAACCAAAUUAAGAGGAAACCAAGAUGCAGAGGAAAUGGGCACUCCAGUGAUACUGCCUACUGGUGUUUUGAAGAUAAACAAAGACCAAUUACCGAAUAUAUCAUUUGGUAUACCAGUGAUUCAUAAAGCACCAGUUUCCAAUACACCAAAACCAAUUUCUGAUAACAUAUUUACAGUAGGAAAAACGCAUAAACACGAAACACUCAACAGUAAAGACUACAUAUUUGCAUCUCCUGUCAAAGUGUCUUGCGAUAACCCACAAGGUGAUAUAACGCCUCCGAAAUUCACAUUUGGGAGUCCUGAACAACAGAUUGAUAAGAAACUUGACAACAAACGUGACGAUUCUUCUGUUGUUGUAGGUAAACCAAAUGACAUUCAAAAGAUAACUCCUGCAUCAAAGGAAUGGAAAUGCCCCGAGUGCUGGGUCGCAAAUAAAGCUGAGAGCAAGUCCUGUGUUUGUUGUGGUUAUAAACAGUCAUCGCAAAACGCAAUACAAAAUGCUAAGUGUUCAGUUUGCAAGCUUGCCGAUAGUCAAUCUCAGAAAGACAAAUGUGUCAAUUGUGAGAAAAUACCACAACUUAAAGGCGCAGAACCACUUUCGACACUUACAACUGGAAACAGUCAAACUUCUAAAUGGAAAUGUGAGGACUGCUGGGUCAGUAACGAGGAUAGUUCUGCUAAAUGUGCUUGCUGUGGUGCCAAAAGACCCACUAAAUCUGGUGGGGCACCCACAAACGUCAUUACGAGCACAAGCAGCGCCAAUUCUGAGAGUGAUAACUGGAAAUGCGAAGAUUGUUGGAUCUCAAACAAGAGCAGUGUAGACAAGUGCGCAGCUUGUGGUGGUGCUAAGCCUGGUUCCAAACAAUCUAAUAACAUCCCGGCUGCACCUAAAGCGCCGUCUUUCUUUGGAUCUACUGACGAUAAAUUUAAGAAAAUCGCAGAAUCGCAGAAAUCUGCAAAAUGGGAAUGUUCCAGUUGUUUAGUCCGAAACAAUAGCGAUAUUUCUAAAUGUGCAUGCUGCGGACAAGCAAAAGAAAGUGCAAACAAAAUUCCAGAGUCCAAGUUCAACUUUGGUACUGUUCCAAACAAUUCAUUCAAAUUCGGUAUUGAUCCUAAAGCACAAGAAACUGCAAAAGUCCCAGAGGUAAAAACUACACUGGAACCAAAAUUAAAGGAUCAUUCCGAAACAAAUAAUAAUGUGCUGUCUGAGACACCAUCAUUUACUUUUACACUUCCAACAAAAGUAAAUGAGAACAAAACUGCAACAUCCCCAUCUCCAAAAGAGGCCCCAAAAUUAAAUUUUGCUUUUGGUAUACCAAAACCAAUUGCUGUUCCCGCCGUGGCUGCAAACAAAACACCAGAGCCUAAGAAAGAUGUAGACACUGAGAAAAAUCAGGAGGUACCAAGUGUUGACCAAAACUCUUUGAAUGAGAAGCCAAAGCCAUUUGGUAACAUAUUUAUGGCGCCUCCAGCUCAACUCCAAACAACAAAAGAAGAAAAGAAAGAGACACCUCCUGUAAGCGGAAUUAGUUUCCAAAAUCCACUUCCAACUGAUGGAACAAAGGAAACUGUAACUAAUUCAAUUACUGUUCAACCAACGGUGACAAGUGCCGAUUCAGCUGUCAAGCCAGCAUUCACGUUUGGAGUAAAGCCAGCUACUAACUUAUUCGAGGCUCCGGCUUCCACAGCUGCCCCAAUAAAUCUAUUUACACCGCAGAGUCAAACUACGGCGCAACCAGCUAAUAGCGCACCUACGCUCUCGCUAUUCAAACCACCUGAGAGUACCACCACUACUCCAUCUCUAUUCCAGCCACCGGAUAGGAGCUCUGUAACGCCCACGCCCUUGUUCCAAAAGAGUGAAACGAAUAGUACUGCCCCUGCUGUGACCCCAGCUCCAGUGUUUAGUUUUGGUGCCAAUGCACAGAAUAACUCGACUUUGCCAUCCACUCAAGAAAAACCCAAGUUCCAAUUUACUUUUGGCAGUAAUUCUGCUCCAAAAUCGGAACAGGCUGUUCCCAAUUUAUUUAAAUCACCAUUUGGUUCUACUGAGAACAACAAUGCGACGCCUAACAGCUUUGGUAUGCCGCAAGGAACAACUUUAGGAUCAGCAAAUACCCUUACCUCGGGUACUUUAGGAGGAACUAACGGACUGUCGACACCUAACGGUCUUACAGGAAAUGCUAUGGCUACAAUGCCUGGAAACUCAAUUAUGGGAAAUAGCUUGCCAAGUGGAAAUUCUGGCAUUGGAUUGGGUGCAAAUGGUUUACCUGUAAACCCACUUACGGGGGGAAAUACGUUGACGGGCGGUUCAGCGAACAUAUUUGGGAAUCCAAUAAAGAAUGAAAAUAUGUGGACUCCUGCCAACAACACAUCUACUCCAAACCUGUUUGUAUCAAAUACAGCUACAAGUAGCUUGCAAAAACCUGCAACAUUUACUUUUGGAUCUUCAACGUCAUUUGGUAAUCCAUCUCAACCUGCGUUUGGUAACAACAACGCGCAAUCUCCGGUAAUAUUUGGUAUGGGCAGCCAGAAUAAUAGUAAUAAUAACAAUCAACCUUUAUUAUUUUCGGGCUCUGCGCCAAGUCAACCAACUCCGAACUUGUUCGGGUCACCCCAGCCGCCCAGUAACUCUGCUCCACAGAUGGGCAUGUUUGGAACACCUAACAUUGGUGCAACGCCUACAUUUGGCUCGCCUAACCCCUCUAUACCGACGUUUGAGCCCUCUUCGCCUGCGCCUGCACCAGCGUUUAACUUCGGGGCUCCACAAUCAACAGGCAUAUUCGGGUUUGGACAGCAGCAUCCAAUGCAAUCGCAGCAGCAGCCAUCGCUGCCGCAUUCGCCGCAGCAACCGAGCGGCGUGUACAGUUUCGGUGGAACUCCCGCCGGCGCUCCGCAUGUUCAGUUCACAGUGGGCAGUGGCCCCAAUACCGCCGUCCGACGCGUUCGUAAGGCGGUGCGUAGGAACCCACAACGAUGAUUAGAACGAACCCUAUAGGACACUAUGGACUGGAUGUAAGUGUCCUAACCGAGUUUAUCCGUAUGGAAAUUACAAGGAUGAAUAAAUUAUGACUAAAUUAUAAGGUAGCUGAUAAUAUUUUUGAGUUAAUAACUUACUGGGUCGAAGUGUAUGAUUGUAUUAUUUUAUUUGAUACUUGUUUUUUGUUAUGGCUCUGUUGCAGUGCAUAUAUAGAUAUUAUUAUUUAUAUAUCACAUUAGCUAAAUUCAUGCAAACGCUGUGGCACAGUCUACAAAACAAACGUGUAUAUGAAACCAAAAUGAAAAAAUUCAAAGUCGAUAACAUUUUGAGUUUUGCGUAAAAGGAGGCUGAAUAUAUGUAUAUAGAAUUUUGACGAUCAAAAAGCACUUGUUAUAUAUACUAUGUGAUUAGUACUCUGAGAGGUAAUCAGGGUGAUAUGUUCCACGAGGACUGUAGGCAUGCGAGAUCACGAAUGUUAAACGAUAGGCCAAAUACUAUGAUGUGAUACAUUAGAUGUCUUAUCUAGGACGCAGUAAGACUUUCGUUUAUUGAAAAGGCUGGCCUGAACAAAACAUUGAAAAUAGGGCCCAAUACCUCUUUUAUACCAAAAGUGCACCCUGAUUCUUAUAUUGGUUUCAAACAAUUUGACAUUAACAAUUUAAUUUACAAUAGUGACUAACAAAAUGUUUAAAAUAUUAUUCAGAUAAAGGUGAAAAUGAAGUAUAGAAAAUAUGUAAAUAUCAGAUACAAGUUUCUAUGGAUAACCGGCAAAUAAAUUUGCUGGAACCAAUCCACACUAUUUUAACCUUGUAGACGGCACAAUAAUUGCAUCAACACGAGAUUGAAUUUCGUUUACGUGUGCCGUGGCGUGGUGUUAAUGUGACGGGAGGAGUGUCCGUGGCAAACUUAUACCAGACACUGAACAGAAAUGUACAUUGAAGGCAUGUAACUAACAUAAAUUCAAGAAUGUAUUUUAUAUGCACUGGAGUUAAACAAGGCCUUUUGGUAUUAUGAUUGUAAAUGCACUGUAGACAGUGUUUUAAUUGUAAUCACGAAGGUUAGAAAAGCACAGUUUUCGGCAAA